This is a messenger RNA of Octopus sinensis (East Asian common octopus), 3414 nucleotides long. RefSeq names its product probable G-protein coupled receptor 158. The record is from RefSeq and is a predicted model, not a curated record. Gene Ontology annotation, cellular component: membrane. The transcript has 15 exons. Lineage: Eukaryota; Metazoa; Mollusca; Cephalopoda; Octopoda; Octopodidae. Gene Ontology annotation, molecular function: G protein-coupled receptor activity. Gene Ontology annotation, biological process: G protein-coupled receptor signaling pathway. Bases 1 to 2343 code for a protein of 780 amino acids.
AUGUCAAAGAAUAGUAAACCUGAAACACAUGAAAAAAUUCAAGAGAAAGAUUCCGCAAAAAUGCAGAUGAGUCCACCCGGAACCUACAACCAAAAAAGAAGUAAUUUACAUGAACAGCAUGUGGAGCAUAUAAAAACUGUGUUCAAGAAAAUUAAAGAUGAUGUGGACUGUCUAUCGAGAGUAAUUCCCCAGAAUAUGGAACCACUAGAAGAUACCGUGAUAGCCGCACUGCAAGCAGAAAAUGAAAUAAAAAGUAUUAUGACUAACGUUAUCCAAGAACUGCCAAUUGCUGCACCUGAUAUCAGAAUGAAAUUUGUAGGCGAUGACUAUAUUGCAAAAAUUAAAGAAGCUUUUUUUAAAAAAAAGCAGAAUAAAAAUACAAAAUCGACAAUUCCACAGUGGAAACCCGGGAAUAUCAAGGAUGAAAGCUCUGAUGAGGACCUAGCUCUAUUGGCCGAGUAUGAACCGGGAUAUCGAAAAUUUGGAGAGAAUUUGUCGAGGUUGCGCACUCGGUGUAUUCUUUAUCUAUCGUCGACAAUAGCAACCGUACUACGAUAUUGGGGGCAUAGCGAUAGAAGUAGUAUUAAUGGUAUUAGUACCGAAGAGCAAUCUUUAUAUAUCCUACUUGAUCUUUAUAUUACUGUUGCUAGUCAAACCUCGCUUCCACUCAUAUAUGGAAAAACAGUGACUAAUCAAAUAGCGGGAGGGCUGGUUUCUAAUUGCAGUGGUAUCGUUGUUGUUGACAUUGAUCUCACAAAAGUUCAAAUUAACCAGUGUGCCAGAGAUGGGACGCUCUUUUCAAAUUCGCACAAAUGCCGGCUUGAAACUACUCAAUGUAUUGCUGUGCCAGUGGUUGGUAAAUUUAAGCGUGGUUCCUAUCGGUGCCAGUGCAAGUCAGGCUAUUACUUUCCUAUGAUCAAUGCUAGCCAUAGCUAUUUUAAUGGAACAUUGGUUGAAAAUCAACUACUGGAACGGUUGAGAAAUGGAUCAGGUCACUCUGAUCAUUUCUUGGACUCUUUCCAAUGCCUACCAUGUCGUAAAGGAUGCCCAAAUUGCGUUGAUGAUCAGCCAUGCUUUGUUGAAUACAACAUUUUAUUAAGAGGCAUACCACUUGGAAUACAGAGUUUUUGCAUGACUAUUACAAUUGUCUUAGGACUAGUUGUCUUUCGUCUAAGAAAGACCAAGGUUAUUUGCAGCAGUUUCUGGGCAAUGUUAGAACUUCUCCUUAUUGGAUCUUUAUUGUUAUAUUCCACAGUUGUUAUACGAUACUUCGAGCCAACUACAUUGACUUGCUUGCUCGUGCCAUGGUUUCGUGAAGUCGGCUUUACCAUUGUUUAUGGUGUGCUUUUACUCAAAAUGUACAGACUAUUGGCAGAUUUUCAAUCUCGCAAAGCACACCGUGUCCAUGUGCAAGACAAAGACUUGUUGAAAUAUCUCUUGCUCAUGGUGAUUGUCGUGCUUGGUUAUAUGGCUGCUUGGACAGCGGUCAAUCUGGAUCAUGUCAAUGACAAUGUCCCACUAGUUACUUCUGGAGUGACAGUCCCUGCUGGCCUCAAAUAUUUUGUCUGCAGAGCACAUUGGUGGGAUUAUGUCAUUGAAAUACUUGAAGUUUUAUUCCUAAUUUUUGGGAUUUACUUAUGCUACUGUGUUCGUUCAGCUCCAUCAGAUUACGGAGAGGGUCGUUACAUUACAAUAGCGAUCUGCAAUGAAACCCUCAUCUCUACAGUCCUCUAUUUUGCAAGACAUGGACUAUGGCUGUCAUUAGACCCUGAUUAUUUGUUCCUAAUGUAUUUCAUGCGCUGCCAGUUAACUGUUACAGUGACACUAAUUUUAUUAUUAGGACCAAAGUUAUGGUAUGUUCACCGUCCUCCAGAUGAAGAACAUAUUCGGCAGAGAGCAUAUUCACAGUCUGACGUCCAUGACAGUAUAGCACAAGAAACAAUGAAACUCAACAUAGGAAUAUCAUCCAAUGGAGAUGUGGAUGUAGGAGAAAUCAAUCUGGCUGACAUGGAUCCAGAAGACAUUAGAGCUGAACUGAAGCGGUUGUAUACACAAUUGCAGAUAUACAAGACAAAAACAAUGAGAAAAGAUAAUCCACACAUAUCAAAACGUCGCGGAGGUCGCAAACAGACUCACAGACGCUUUUCUUUACAAGCAUUCCACCAUAAACAUCGACAUCAUCACGACCAUGAGCACGAUCAUGAAAUAUCGAAAACUCCUGAGGAAUCUACAAAUAGUGCUGAAGCUGUAGCCAUUUCUAUGGAAACAAGUGGUAAGACAGGUGAUGAAACACACGAAUCUAGGCCCGGGCCAUCUGUAUCUUUUAAAUCUGCUCACAAAUAACAACAGGGUUGAUGUUAGACACAUGGAAAAAAAAAUGAAAACAUGAAAAAAGAAAGAAAAAAAGAGUUCCUAAAGCGCUUAUGACACCAUGUGGCUUCUGGUGUCGAUAUUUUAUGUCAGCCACUUCCAAUAUGACAAUAUUUUUUUUGAAAAUGCACUUUUUUUCCCCUGACAUCUCUAUGUAAUAAAUAUUACAUUCAGAUGACAAUUUGAUUGACCAACAUUACAUUAAAAUUAUAAAAUAUAAAACAACCCCAUCUGUAGCCACACUACUGUUAUGGCCUCAAAUAAAUCACAUGGAUUGUUGUUUUUGAACCAAACAAACAAACAAACAAACAAACAGACAGACAUGUACCAACAUAAUCAAAUGUCACAAUAGUAUUUUCCUAGUUUAAAAUAUUUGAGUUUGUAAAUUGCAAAUUGUUACUGUAAACUAUUCUCUCAAAUUUCUUAGACUUGGAAAUAUGCAAACAAACAUGCACACACUAACACACACAAAUACAAGCACAAGCACACACACACACACACACACACACACACACACACACACACACAUGCACACAAACACACACACACACACAUACACAUCAACUUCUACCACAGGCAUGAUCAUAAUUGCAACAACAACAGAAGCAAAACAUGAUUAAUUACACAUCCACCACAACUCUGUUCAGAUACAAUGUUGUUAUUGAACUUAUAUCAGUAAUGAAUGCAGUUGCAUUGGCCAGGCACUACAGUGGCAAAAUUGGUUCCAUCAACAACUGCAGAACAAAAAAAAACCAGUUUACUGGGAGUCUUUCACAUGUUUUUUCUUUUUUCCUUUUUUUUUUUUGGUUAACUAUAAACUGCACAAAAGUAUAUUUAGGUUCAGUAAGAAUAAUACUAUGAUGUCAUUGUUAUUAUACAAGUGUUCAUAAUUAGACUGGCUGUUUUUUUCAAGCGAGUUUUUCUAAUAAUAUUUUGUCACUUAGGCUGAUCUGCUUCUGAUGGCAAAUGAAAGAAAGAAAAAAAAAAUUCCCUAAUUAUUUACUUCUUUUUUGUUUUAUUUUGGUUUGAUAUUUAAAGAAAGAA